Messenger RNA from Andrographis paniculata, 798 nucleotides. Its product is annotated as cell wall / vacuolar inhibitor of fructosidase 1-like. Gene Ontology annotation, biological process: negative regulation of catalytic activity. The record is from RefSeq and is a predicted model, not a curated record. Gene Ontology annotation, molecular function: enzyme inhibitor activity. The transcript has a single exon. The coding region runs from base 129 to 719 and encodes 196 amino acids. NCBI's taxonomy places the organism in Eukaryota, Viridiplantae, Streptophyta, Magnoliopsida, Lamiales, Acanthaceae.
UUAUCUUCUUGUCUAUUUAUCUCUGCUUUCUUUGUGUGUGUGUGUGUGUGUGCCGUUUAAAUACUCCAUCCCCCUCCCUUGUCCCUUCCCCUAUGCAGAGACAUGUAACAACUAAAUAAUUUAUUAUUAUGGCGAUGAGGACUCAAUUCCAGCUGAUCUCUCUUGUUUUUGUGCUGCUGCUGCUUCUUCUUAGCACCACCACCACCACCACCGCCGCCGCCAUCAGCAGUUCUCAAUAUUCCCACCUCAUCGAAUCCACCUGCAAGAACACCCCACACUUCCAACUCUGCAUGACCACGCUGCUGCAGGGAGGGCACGGCACCACCGCCGACGUUGCCGGCCUGGCCCUCAUAAUGGUCCGGGCUGUGAGGGACAAGACCAGAGCAGCCAUCUCCACCCUCAAAACUUAUCCGACGACAAUCGAGAGGGGAGCCGACCCCAGGCUGGUGCGGGCGCUGCAGGACUGCGCCCGGGCAUACAACGCCGUCAUGGUGGCCGACGUGCCAGAGGCAGUGGAGGCACUCACGAAAGGAGACCCCAAGUUCGCAGAAAAUGGGAUGGCGGACGCCGCCGUGGAGGCCGAUGUCUGUGAAGAUGCUAUCGCUGCCGCCGUCGGAGCAGGGGCGAGAAACCCAUCGCCAAUUGCAAUGAGAAGGAUGAAUAAAGCAGUGAGGGAACUCGCCGAGGUUGCUAGAGCCAUUAUCAGAAAUUUGCUUUGAUUUAAAUUAUUAAAUGUAGAGAUCGGACUGCUUUAGUUCAAUUCGUGUUAAAGAAUAAAUACUACUAUCUAUUGCGCCA